AUGAAAGACAGAGAUACUACCCAAACAAAUUUGACACUUCUCUCCAGUUUUGCUCGGCAAGGAAGAGUUUUUCUUGGGCUUCCUAUUUCUGGACAUGACGAAGAUGGUCUCGAGGUCACUGCAGAACAGAAAAAGAAUUUUAAGAAAGCUUUCAACACGUAUUAUGAUGCUCUGACAGAUGUACUUCAAUCUGAGCACAAGUCACUUCAACAAAUGGAAAAAGAAAAUUCAAAACUGGUGAAUGCUAAAGGUGAGCUUAGUGAAGACAGUGCAUCUUCAUAUGAAAAGCUGAGGAAAUCAUAUGCCCAUCUCUAUCGAAAUAUCUCAUCUUUGGCCGAGUCACUUGAUAUGCAGCCUCCUGCUAUGCCAGAAGAUGGUACAACUAGGCUCACAGCAGGGGACGAACCCUCAUCCUCUGCUGCUGUAAAAGAUACAUCUGUCCCCGAACCUAUUUGGGACGACGAGGACACCAGAACAUUUUAUGAAUGCUUGACUGAUUUGAGGUCAGCUCUUAUUUAUGUUCCUAAGAAACAAAGAUAUGGGAAAAUGAGUAGUUUGGAAGUGGCAUAG
Molecule: messenger RNA, 570 nt
Organism: Microthlaspi erraticum
Lineage: Eukaryota; Viridiplantae; Streptophyta; Magnoliopsida; Brassicales; Brassicaceae
Source: the annotation of a GenBank genome assembly